AUACACAACUACUGGAAAUCAGGGACUGCGCUGCGAAUACAGUACGAGAAAAAAAACAUUGCUUUUAUUUCGCGAUAGCCUAUUAAACAUUUCAUAGCCUACACAAUUGACGUUCGUUAUUGGUUAUUUUGUUAUUCGCCAGUUGCUUGAACAUCACAUGGAGAGUGGUCUUUGCUAGGAAACACCUGGCAAAAUGUCUACAUUAUAUUACUCGCUUUGGAGCCAAUAAACUGAACCUAGCACACACAACACAAGCACUUUACCUCUGAUGGCCUCCUUUUUUAAACAAUUAAGACUUCUUCUCUGGAAAAAUGGACUGGGUGUUAUCAGGCAGCCAGCUUGGUCUGUUGCUCUCCUCAUCUGGCCUCUUGUCAUCUUUAUCAUCUUGGCCAUCACCCGUUCACAGUUCCCUCCGAAACUCAAAGACACAUGCUAUGUGGCCCCACGAAACCUUCCGAGCACCGGGUUUUUCCCUUUCCUGCAGACGCUUAUGUGUAACACAGACAGUUCCUGCACCAACAAAUCCUACCUAGCAGAAGGACAGUCUAGAACUUUCUGGCACAGAGGCAAUCGCCGCCGCAGGGAUACCGAAUCUUACAGUUUACCAUCACUACUUGAAGGUCUACCUUCACUGGCCCAUCUCCAGAAGGGUGGCCUGGUUCAUUCAAUACUUAAAAGGGACACAUCAGAUCAUCCAGAACUCCUAGAGAUAUGGGAUCGAGUACUCAAUUCAAGCCUUGAGACGAAUCCCAAUGUAACCUCAUUCAUGGAAGAUUUAAACAACACUGCACCCCUUAAUCAGGAGGCAAUGGAAGCUAUUUGGGAGUCAGUGAGCGUUUUGAAAAAAUCCAUCUGCAGCUUCUCCUUGACUUCCGUUAACAUAUCAAACAGUUCCCAGGCAGAUUUAUUCACAAACGGUCUUAUAAACUUCUGCAAGUCCAACAACACUGUUCUUGAAGCGACUUUGCUUACCAUGAACCAGGUGCUGACAGACAUGUUGCUAAAUAACCCAGCAGAAGUGUUGCAUACGGUUGGGGAGACGGUGGUGGUGGUAGAUACGCUUCAGACGGAAAAGUCAGUGUGGGACUUCUUGCUGGGCUUGCCUGAUGUCUUCCUAAAGCCCACAGAUCAAGAGAAGCUAACAACCGCAGGAGAGGAAUUGGAAAAUCUGAAAAAAGUCUUGAGUUUUGCUGAGAUGAUUUUGCCCCAGGCAAAUGUUUCUACCUCCUUUAUGAACCCAGUCCUUGAGAAAGGCAUUGGCAUUUUCAACUACACCAGUUCUUGGCAAGGAAGAGAUGUAUACAUCAAAAUGAGUGAUAUUGUGACACUGGACAGCAUUCUUUCAAACAACACAGUUAUAACAGACCUUAUCAGUAAAAUCCAGAUUCCUCUGGAUAAGGUUACUGUGCUGCUCAACGAAAAUGACUUUCGUACGUUUUUGAGCGACAAUUACAUCACUUCCUCCUACAGUUGGAGUUGGGAAGCGGGCCAGAUAUUUCAAAGGAUAAAUAAGGGGAAGGUUGCUCAGCAGAUGCUGUUGGCCUGGAGUCAGGGCUCUUCUUCAGCAGACGUGGCUUUUGUUAAAGAGUUGGUGAGCAGCUUCUUGGGCCUUGUUUCUCCAGCAAGCUCUGGUGGUGUUUCCGAAAGCAGCAGGCCCUCACGCAGCACCAAUGAUGCAGAACCAAGGACCCUGAUGGAACAAAUAAUCCUCGGGAUCGGCAAUACAGCAUUUGAUCUAUUACGUGGAAUACCUGGAUGGGAAUACAUUCAGACUUUCCUGAUGAGUGGCCAUUCAUCCAUGCAGAUUGCAAGUGUUGCAAUGGAAGUCCAGCUGCCAUUCAUUAAACUGGUCCUGAGCGACGCCAACCGUGUCCAGGAGCUUUUCCUUUCCCUGGCUCAGAAUGAGACAUUUGCUAAUGCCUGGGCUGAUCAUGUCAUGGACUCCGUUGAGCAAACUCUGGUCAAGGUUUUCGAAGGCAAUACUAACUGCAGCGAUCUUUAUACUCCCUGGGCAUGGAUGUCAGCAUACAUCUCUAUAGACCAUGACCUUUGGGACACUUUGGUUUGCUCUGGAAAUGACACAAGUCUUGAGCAAAUAUUGAUGACAUCACUUUCUCCUGUAGCUGAAAAGGUUCAACAGUUGGUCGGUAUAGUAGGUGGAAAUGUAACGUAUAAUGUCACACCCUCCGUGAUGUUGGCAGAGUGGCACCAAAUAUUCACAACAUCCUCAAAUUAUGGCGCUGCCCUACAAUAUCUGGUAACUGGGCUUGGUCAGAAAAACAUUACAGCAUGGAUUACAGAGCAAAUGCCAGUUCAUUUGUCCCAGAUUCUUCUCACCAGGGGUUUGGACACAAUUAAAACCGUGGGCUCUAUGCUGGAGAAUAGCUAUCAGUGGCCCUCUAUUGAACCGUACUUUAACAUGGCUUAUUGGAUUAUGAACUACCAACCAAAUGUCACGACAUCACCAAACUGCAUGCUUGGUUCAUCUGGCCUUACAUGUCAGACCGGGUUUACUUGGGAAACAUUUGUGCCAUUAAUCCAGACAAUGAUCUCUGAAGUAUCAAGCAAUCCUGCCGGCCUGCUGAGACCUAUCCAGGGAACAGUGGCUCUCUUGGAAAGUGUCUACCAAGACACAUACAUGUCACUGUUGCAACGUGUUCUUGUCAGCAAUUCCAGCAGUUACAAGUUACCGCAAGACCUGAUGAUGAAUCUCAUCAAUACAGUACAUAAGGAAAUUCAGCUUCUUUCCAAUAUCGAAUCCACCGAGCAGUUUGACACUCAGCUCUCACAAACGCUGUUAAAUGACAUCUUGGCAGCUCUUGGACUGGGACAGCUGGAGGACCUCUUGUCAGGUGGUUACCCCAUAUCCAGCUUCAAUCCAGUUCUUCAGAACCUUCUUCAGUUCCUGAGAAACGACUCCGUCCAGAUGCUACAAAACGAGGGAGGGUUUGCAGUUCUAAAUGAAGUUUUGAGCCAACUCGGAGCCGUUCUGCCACCACAGCAACAGGAUCAGUUAGAAGCGGUGCUCAAUUACACUCAUGCCCUGAUUGGAGAUCUGGAGAUCUGCUCAGCUGUUGAUCAUAACUGUUCUAAUGAUGUCCUAAACGUGUUUGGUCUUCUUAACAUCGUUUCUCAACUUUCAAAUGACACUAAUAUUGAAAACUUAGCCCUUAAUAGUAACAUGACUCUGUCUGUUGUUGGCGAUGUAUUAUCUCUUAUCCUGCCUUGGAGCAUGUCACUACCACCAAAUUCCUCCAUGGAGAUCGUCAGUAAGGUCCAACAUCUUCUCAAGCUGAUUUAUGCAUCUACUAAUGCCAAUUCAACAAGCAUCACUGAGGCGCUACAACUCUCCAAUCUCACUAUUUAUGAAUUACAACAAAUCUCUGAUGUCAUCAACAUCUAUAACUGGUCAGCAGUUAACACCGUACUAGAUCCUUUGGCCAUCAUCAAUAUGAUUGGUCAAACCCCACAGUGCCUAAAUGAUCCAACCAUUCUCCAAUCUUCUCAAGGACCACCUUUCUACGGAGAGGCUGACUGUGUUCUUCAGUUCAUUCAGACCGCUGUUGGUUCACUACCUGUGGCAAAGGAAAUUCAAACAACUCUUGUAGACUGGCUCAACAUCACUGCUGGUGAAUUAAGGAACCUGUCAAAUCCUGAAACUGACUCACUUGCAAUGACAGAAGAGGUUUUGACAACAACCCUAUCAACCAUUAGACAAAAUCUUCAGAGUCUACAUGUGGACAACAUGACUAUGAUUACUGGUGAGCUUGACGUUCUGGAAAACCUCUUGAAAGAGUUUUUCAACGAACGCUAUCCGUAUUACACCAUUAACUCUCCAAUGAUGGCUCAGGGACAGUAUGCACAGAAAGUGUAUGAAAACAUCACACUGUGGUACCUAAACAAACUCGAAAAUGCCACCAGCGGCAGCACAUUUGCAGAGAUUCUCCAACCCCUGAUUCACAUGACGAAAAUGCAUGUGGAACUCAUCAGUUCAGAAAUGGAGAAGCAAACAAUGAUAAUGAAUCAGAUCCAAAACUUGAUAGUCAAUGUGAAGGUUCCUCUAGAUAGUGAAGAUCUUAUGCAAGUUGGCAAUACAGUCAUGACCAUAUUGCAUGGUGAGCUGGAACGGAUUAAAACAAACCUUCAAAUCCAUCAGGCACUCUUUGAUUCCACUGGCUCCCCAGUGAACGCUAGUUUUCCAACUGAAAUCGAAGCUCAGAUCAUGACUUACCUCAACUUGACAAAAGAUUGGAUCACUAAUCCGCAACUGACAACGGCACUUGCCAAAAUCUUCCAAUGGAACAUGAGCUCUAUUGAUAUUACAACACCUGGGAUUGAUCUGGAGCAUCUCAUUCAAGCCAUGGCCCCCCUGUUCCCCACUGAAGAGCAAUCUUUCCUUGCUGUUGCCGACAAGGUUUCUCAGGCAGUAAACUAUGCUAUCCAUGUAGCUAACACGGAUGGUGGUCUCCAGAGUGAAAACUUCAUCAAAGCAAUUGCCAGUACUGUGAAUGUGGUUUUGGAGAGCAUGUCUAAUGAGACAGGACCUCUACCUCAGGAUGUGAUUCAAGGUAUACUUGGUGCUUUUCAGGGUUCACUCCAACUGAUCCUGAACCCAAAUGCACAAACUGGAAACCUCACACAGGAGACUAUUAAUCAAGUGAAUGGAGUAAUGCAAGCUCUCUUGCCAGUGGAGGCAAAUCAGGUGCUGGUUCCCAUCUCAAACAUCCUUUUCGCCUAUUUGCCGACUUUCUUGCAACCUGGUGGACCUGGAAAUUGGACUGAAGUAAUUCCAAAUGUGAUGACAGAUCUUCAGGAUUCACUGCCGUCAAACAGCACGGCGCAGUCCAUCGUUUCCAUGUUGCUAAACGUCACAGAUUUCAUUCUGAACCCAAAUGGGGACAACAUGACAGAAGACUGGAUUGUUAAUCAACUGAAAAGCAUAUCUAAUGAGACAGUAGAUCUACCUCUGGAUGUGGUUCACAACAUUCUCGGUUGUUAUUAUGGUUUCCUUCAGUUGAUUGUAAACCCCAAUAUAAGUUUUGCUGAAGCUACCAACCUCACGCUGGACCAUGCCCAGAAGUUGGAUGAAGUACUUCAUGCUCUUUUGCCUAUGGAGGCAACUGAAGUGUUGGUUCCCAUCAUCGAUAGCUUUUUCAGCUAUCUGAAUAACAUCUCCCAACCUGGUGCAACUGAUGACUGGGAUGAAAUUACACUAAAUAUGAUUGAAGAACUCCAGAAUUCCCUGCCAUCAAACAACACAGCACAGCCCAUCAUAUCCAUGUUUCUAAACAUCACAGAAAGCUUUAUAACUGUUCUUGACCAGAUCCAAGUAGCUAACACCGAUAAUGGUCUCCAAAGUCAAAACUUCAUCGAAGUCAUGAUCAGUGCUGUGGAUGUGCUUCUGGAGAGCGUGUCGAAUGACACAGCACCUCUACCUCAGGAUGUGAUUCGUGGUAUUUUUGGUGCUUUUCCUGGGCUACUCCAACUGAUCCUGAACCCCAAUAUGAGCAGUGCACAAUCUGGAAACCUCACACAGGAGACUAUUAAUCAAGUGAAUGGAGUAAUGCAAGCUCUCUUGCCAGCGGAGGCAAAUCAGGUGCUGGUUCCCAUCACAAACAUCCUUUUCGCCUAUUUGCCGACCUUCUUGCAACCUGGUGGACCUAAGAAAUGGCAUGAAAUGAUUCCAAAUGUGAUGACAGAUCUUCAGGAUUCACUGCCAUCAAACAGCACAUCGCAGUCCAUCGUUUCCAUGUUGCUAAACGUCACAGAUUUCAUUCUGAACCCAAAUGGGGACAACAUGACAGAGGAGUGGAUUGCUUACCAGCUGACAAGCAUAUCUAAUGAGACUGUAGAUCUACCUCUGGAUGUGGUUCACAACAUUCUUGGUUGUUAUUAUGGUUUCCUUCAGUUGUUUCUUAACCCCAAUAUAAGUUUCGCUGAAGCUACCAACCUCACGCUGGACCAUGCCCAGAAGUUGGAUGAAGUACUUUAUGCUCUUUUGCCUGUAGAGGCAACUGAAGUGUUGGUUCCCAUCACCAAUAGCUUUUUCAGCUAUCUGAAUAACAUCUCCCAACCUGGUGCAACUGAUGAAUGGGAUGAAAUUACACUAAAUAUGAUUGAAGAACUCCAGAAUUCCCUGCCAUUGAACAACACAGCACAGCCCAUCAUUUCCAUGUUUCUAAACAUCACAGAAAGCAUUAUAACUGUUCUUGACCAGAUUACUCCAGCAGUAAACUAUGCCGUCCAUGUAGCUAACACUGAUCAUGGUCUCCAAAGCCAAAACUUCAUGGAAGCCAUGAUCAGCGCUGUGGGUGUGCUUCUGGAGAGUGUGUCGAAUCAGACACCACCUCUACCUCAGGAUGUGAUUCGUGGUAUUUUUGGUGCUUUUCAUGGUUCACUCCAACUAAUCCUGAACCCCAACAUGAGCAACGCACAAUCUGGAAACCUCACACAGGAGACUAUUAAUCAAGUGAAUGGAGUAAUGCAAGCUCUCUUGCCAGUGGAGGCAAAUGAGGUGCUGGUUCCCAUCUCAAACAUCCUUUUUGCCUAUUUGCCAUCCUUCUUGCAACCUGGUGGACCUGAAAAAUGGCAUGAAAUGAUUCCAAAUGUGAUGACAGAUCUUCAGGAUUCACUGCCAUCAAACAGCACAUCACAGUCCAUCGUUUCCAUGUUGCUAAACGUCACAGAUUUCAUUCUGAACCCAAAUGGGGACAACAUGACAGAAGACUGGAUUGUUAACCAACUGACAAGCAUAUCUAAUGAGACAGUAGAUCUACCUCUGGAUGUGGUUCACAACAUUCUUGGUUGUUAUUAUGGUUUCCUUCAGUUGAUUGGAAACCCCAAUAUAAGUUUCGCUGAAGCUACCAACCUCACGCUGGACCAUGCCCAAAAGUUGGAUGAAGUACUUUAUGCUCUUUUGCCUGGGGAGGCAACUGAAGUUUUGAUUCCCAUCACAAAUAGCUUUUUCAGUUAUCUGAAUAACAUCUCCCAACCUGGUGCAACUGAUGAAUGGGAUGAAAUUACAUUAAAUAUGAUUGAAGAACUCCAGAGUUCCCUACCAUUGAACAACACAGCACAGCCCAUCAUUUCCAUGUUUCUAAACAUCACAGAAAGCAUUAUAACUGUUCUUGACCAGAUUACUCCAUCAGUAAACUAUGCCGUCCAUGUUGCUAACAUCGAUAAUGGUCUGCAAAGCCAAAACUUCAUUGAAGCCAUGAUCAGUGUGUUGGGUGUGCUUUUGGAGAGCGUCUCUAAUGAGACAGCACCUCUACCUCAGAAUGUGAUCCAUGGUAUUUUUGGUGCUUUUCAUGGUUCACUCCCACUGAUCCUGAACCCCAAUAUGAGCAACGCACAAACUGGAAACCUCACACAGGAGGCUAUUAUACAGCUGAAUGAAAUAAUUCAAGCUCUCUUGCCAGCAGAGACAAAUGAGGUGCUGGUUCCCAUCUCAAACAUCCUUUUCGCCUAUUUGCCGACCUUCUUGCAACCUGGUGGACCUGGGAAUUGGACUGAAGUGAUACCAAAUGUGAUGACAGAUCUUCAGGAUUCACUGCAGUCAAACAGCACGGCGCAGUCCAUCAUUUCCAUGUUGCUAAACGUCACAGAUUUCAUUCUGAGCCCAAAUGGGGACAACAUGACAGAAGACUGGAUUAUUAACCAACUGACAAGCAUAUCUAAUGAGACUGUAGAUCUACCUCUGGAUGUGGUUCACAACAUUCUUGGUAGUUAUUAUGGUUUCCUUCAGUUGAUUGUAAACCCCAAUAUGAGUUAUCCUGAAGCUACCAACCUCACGCUGGACCAUGCCCAGAAGUUGGAUGAAGUACUUUAUUACUUUUUGCCUGUGGAGGCAACUGAUGUGUUGGUUCCCAUCACCGAUACCCUUUUCAGCUAUCUGAAUAACAUCUCCCAACCUGCUGCAACUGAUAACUGGAAUGAAAUUGUACUAAAUGUGAUAAACGAACUCCAGAAUUCCCUGCCAUCGAACCACACAGCACAGCCCAUAAUUUCCAUGUUGCUAAACAUCACAGAAAGCAUACUAAGCUCCAAUGAGGGAAACUUUACUACCAACUGGUUUGCCAACCAGUGGAAUGCAAGCUUUGCAGAUGGCACAACAUCCAUGAUGGAGCUUGACCAACUAAUCCAAUCCCUGCUCUCGCCAGAAGAGAUGGCCUUCUUCGCCAUUUCUCAUCAGGUGUCUCAGCAACUAAACAAUGCUCUACAGGUCGCCAGCACCGAUGGUGGUCUUCAAAGUGAAAACUUCAUAGGAGCCAUCAUCAGUGCUGUGAGUGUGGCUUUGGAGAGCAUGUCCAAUGAGACCGGACCUCUACCUCUGGAUGGGAUUGUUGAUGCUUUACACGGUUCACUCCAACUGAUCCUGAAUCCCAAUAUGAGCUACGCCCAAGCUAACAACGUCACACAGGAGAUUGUCCAAAAUGUGGAGGAAAUUAUUGAGGUGCUUCUGCCGGCAGAGGCGAACGAGGUGUUGGAACCCAUCACAAACAUCAUUUUCACCUAUUUGAAGACUGUUUCCAGACCUGGUGGAUCUGACAAAUGGAAUGAAGUCAUCCUAAAUGUGUUAAAAGAGAUACUGGAUUCUCUCCCAUCAAACAGCACAUCUCAGUCCAUCAUGUCUGUGGCUUUUAAGGUCAUUGAGUACGUUCUGAGCCCACAUCAAGGCAAUAUAAACCUCUGGGACAACUUUGGAAACUAUAGUCUUGGCAACAUCAGUGAAAUAACAGAACAGCUGGUCGAGUUCAUAAGUUACGUGACACCAUUCAUGAAUGAGUCCUCUGAGACCGUCACUGAAGCUGCAGCUGUGCUGGUUCAGAUCCUCUCUGGCAAUGCCGACCAAGACACCUUUGACAAGUUGGAGAAAAUGCUGGCGGAUCUCUUGUCAACUUUCAAUGAAACUGAAAUGUGGGAGUCAUUGCCCUCUGUUGUGUCCACAAUGCAGAUGAUCAUGGUCAACACUACUCAAAACAUGACGGCGCAAACAGAUUUCUUCUACACACUUCAGGGGCCGUUGUCCAGCCUUCUGACUGACAUUUUUCAAGCCGUGAACGCAAGCGGCUUCACUGUUCCGCAGAUUGUUGGUGGAUUGCCACAGGCGCUUCUGUCAACAACAGAAGUUGCUGUACAGGCUGGUUUGGAGCAUCAAAGCUUAAACUGCAGCCAGAUUGAGCAGAUAUGGCAGGAGAUCGUUCAGGUUGCUGGAAUCAGUGAAGAUAAUGUUGUCUCAUGGUGUAACAUCAGUCUACAGCCAGUCAUUGCAGCUUUUAAUACACCAGAAUAUGCAGCAACAAUUCACAAUAUGACGGAGAUGGACCCUUUGUGGGUGAACGCCACGGCAGAAAUGAUAGUCCAGUCGCUGGAGAUGCUUUACGAAGCUGGUUUGAACCACACCAUUGCUAGUGAACACCUAAUGGAAACCCUGUUAUAUUACACAUCGACUUUGUCCAACCUUUCUGUGUCAGAAAUAACAAACCUGUCUGACUGGAAUGCCCAGCUUUAUCAAAGCAUGUCCACAAUGGAAAUGGCUCUGGACCAAAUUGGUACAGAGUAUCCCUGGACGACGCCAUACAUCGAGGCAAUUGAACAAGCCAUGGAGUACUUCCCACAGAGUCUUCUACAAAAUUCAACAUCUGAACAAGAUAUUGUCAUGCAUGCUUUAGAGAUCGUCCUAACUGGAAUGAACUUUACAGAGGACUCCAUCGAAUCUAUCCUUGGUGGGAACGUACACUCCAAUGAAAGCACAGUUGACAAUAUUAUAAAAGAUGUAAUCCAACAAAUCAUUCAUAUGGAAUUGCUGGGAGAUGUGCCAGUGCUGUAUGAUAUAAUGCAACAGGCUUUGUAUUUGGAAGACACGAGCGGCAUCCUAUGGAAAACUGUUGAAUUUGUCAACUGGAUAAUCUUUCCAGAAGAAACUGGAGCCAGUUUUGUCAUAGAGGCCCUGACAAAGUUUUAUGAGAUCUUAAGGCAAUUUCUGAAAUCUCUACCAGCAGCACCAUCUCCACUAAAUUGCUUUUCGGAUACCUUCAUUGACAUUGCUGGGAAUGUUUUGUACAUGAUGAAACAAAUCAGACAAACGAGUGAGCUUUUUGCUUCUGAGGAACACUACCUGAACCCGCUCCAAAUGCAGCUGGCUAAUGGACAAAACCUACGUGAUCUUUUGUCCCAUACCAGAAGCACCAGAAGCCUAGUAAGUGACGUCAAGAGGGAACCUAUUGACGACUUCCUCGACCUUCUUGACAUCAACUACAACUUCUUGUUUCUAACACUCUUAGCUCCUCCCACCACAACCGAGAUUCUGGAGACCGUCCAUGUGUUCUUUGCAAAUCCGGACCUGGCUGUCAUACUAAAGGGUCUUUCGGGAGAAAUGACUUCAGGUCAAGAGGAAACCAUCGAUGCGACACUUAAUGCGCUGACUAGCUUGACGCUCCCAAGGAAUGCAGAAACGUUUCUGGAGAUGUUCAUGAUGAUAAACGAAGAGGGAUUGAAUCUGAAAAAUCUAGAAAACAUACAAAAGCUGACAGAAAGCCUGGGAAGAAUGGCUGAUGUGGCCACGGUGAUAUCGGAGAACCCCUCUUUAAACGUUGCAGAAAGAAUUAAGCCUGUGGCUGAACAACUUCAAGCUUCAGUGUCAACCAUUCUCUCAUCUGAAAGAAAUGGCAACACUGCAGUCAAGUUUCUCAAUGCUCUCAAUACCAUCCUUGCUGAGAAUUUUCAGGAAAUCGCAUACAUCAACCCUCAGGCCUCUGGCAUUCUUCAAAACGUGAUCGGACCAUUUUCCAGUCCAGGGUCGGAAAUGAGCGUAACACCCUUUUUGACAGCUGUCGACCAAACAUCUGAAGCCUUCUCCUCUAUGCUGUCUGGAGAUGAAGCGGUGUAUUUCAACAUAUCUAGACAAAUGCUCAAAGCCUUUGCAUUGCUUGAGGCAUAUCCUAGAGAUAUAAACGAAGUCCUUUUGUCAACCAGCCUGAUCACUGACACUCUCAACAAUCUGCUUAACCUUUCCGGCAUCACAACAACUCCAAAUGGACAGCCUGUUGAAGAAGUCACCAAUUCCCUAAUCCUCAGCAGCGCGUUGGCCACCCAAAUCCUGUUUAAUCUCUCCACGUCUAACUACAACCUGAUCAACAAUGCAGAAUGGGAGAGUCUCCUGACUCAAACGUUCAAUCAGAUGUCUGCUGUUCUCCCCACCGAAACCCACGCCUACCUCGACACUGUCAAAUCCAUUCUCUUUUCUUCCCUUUCAAAUUUAUCCAGCCCUGAAGAAAUCAUGACAAACUUCCCAGAAAUCUCCCAAGAGGUUACAGGCUUUCUCUUUACCUUACUUAACGUAACAUACGAUACAGCAUCCACGCAAAUGACCCCAGACAACCUCACUUACAUCUUGAUGACCAUGUCAAACCAAGUGUCCCAGAGCCUUUACGAAGGCCUUACGGCGACCGAUUACCCUAUCCAAUUUUCACAAGUGCUAAAUUCUUCAAGUAAUGCUGUAAUAGCUUUAUACUCUAUAAUGCCUGAUGAGGGAAUACCAUAUCUCAAUAUGACGGUCAACCUCAUGGAGACAAUGUCCACUGUCGUUAAUGAAAGCUCUUCUGGGAAUGUAGAUCAGGCAGUAUCUCUACUGGUCAAUACCGUCAACAGUCUUCUUGCCAUGGUGCCACACAUUGAUACAAACGCCUCAAGCAGCAUUAUUGGUGACCUCGAACAGACCCUGAAUGCCAUGCUAAUGAUCCUCCAGAUGGACCAAAACCCUCUUACCCAAACAUCUGACAUAACCCAGCAGUUGAUCCACACCAUCCAGAACCUCAUCUUACUGGGCAACAACAGCAUGGAGUUGGACCUAGCCCAAAUAGUGCUGGGGGCUGCUAACAUGAGUAUUGACCAUCUGCUGAUGAUAAAUGAAACCAACUGGAAAGACGAGGUUGCAUCAGUGGUGAUGAAUCUAGCCAACAGUUUACCAGAUGAUCUGCCGUAUUCUAGUUUCAUCAAGCCCGUCAUGAGGAGUCUGGCAAACGAAUCCCAAGAAAAUCUGCAUCUUCUGCUGCAAGUGGUGAACACGGCUUUUGAAUUCGGCUCAGCCAAUUGGAUGAAUGACAGUUCGGGUGUAAUACUCGAUCGCCUGUUGACUCAGGUGUGUGCUCUGGAAAACAUGGACUCUGUGAAGCUUAUAAGCCAGUCUUUGUAUGUGAAUCCCAAACUGCUGUGCAACUUCGCCGUUCCCACUAUCCAGGCUAUCCGUGUGCUCACGAUCGGUGUGGUGAAUGACAGCGUCAGCGUCUACGAUCUGUUUUUUCAGACGUUUGUGGGAGACCCUAGCACUUACAACACUGCAGUGGACUGGACCUCAACGCUGUCUCAGAUUCUUGGCUUUAACAUCUCUUCACUGACAACUCUCAGAAGUAUUGAUCUGCCAACUCCAGCUGAAGUGAAAGUAUCAGAGCUGCUGAAAAACACAACGCUGUUUGUUGAGGAUGUCAUGCAGCACACCAGAUUUCCUCUUGAAACCCUACUUGCACUUCUCGAUUACCCUUUGCCCAGCAGUAAUCUGCAGUUCUUGAACAUGUUGACAGACCUGCAGAAGUGUUCAGACCCCUCGUCUCUGGGACUCGACCCUGAAGGACAGGCUAUCUUGAAUACUUUCUGCUAUAUGCCAGUUAGUGAGUGGUACACCCUGACAAUUCUUCUGGUUCGGCAUGUGGACAUGAAGACGGCAUUAUUCCGGCUUAUCAUAUCCAAAGAAAUUCAGGAUUUGGUUGGAUUCAUGCUGCAGAUGCUCAAAUUCCUGACAGAUAUGAUGAGCAAGCUGUCUCCUGCCCUUACCAAACUGCAGGGCUACCUGAGUAGCAUUGGAGAUCUAAACCUGGUGGCCAACCAAGAGUUUCAUAGUCUGGUAAGAGGAAAGCGUUCCACCAUGUCGAGCAGAGCCACCUUGAGCACAGUCUCUCGCGCCUUGUGCAGAAAUGGCAUCCUGAGUCUUUUCGCCAUCACUAAACUUCCCAUCGGGACUGAUUCUGAUCCAUCCGUCCAGAACUACCACGAGAGAGAGCAACUCAUUGAGAAGUUUAAAAUCCCACAAAAUGCCAGUCCCUUCUGUAUGAACCUCUAUUUGGAUAUGGUGAACACAACAGGGGGUGCUGUGGCCUGGGCGUUCCUCAAGCCCAUGCUGUUGGGACAAGUCCUGUACUCCCCAGACACGCUAUUGACAAGAGAAGUCAUCAGAAAGUCAAAUUCAACACUGAAUCAGUUUGGUGAUCUGAAGCUGUAUGCUGCGGAGUGGUUACAGUCAUCAGCCUACGUUAUGCAGUCCGCUGACAUCCUGGCGAAAACGUUGCCAAUUCUUCAGAACUCUCUACGCAGUCCGUUCGUCCAAAACUUCAUUCAGGUUGAGACUGGUAUCGAUGUCGCACAGUUGAGUGCCACGCUCAACCAAUUCUCGAACAUGACUGUGCUGUUGGAAAAAAACAAGUUCAUCAUGGAUCAGAUCACCACCCUUUCCAACCUGAUGAUGAAUCUCUCCUCCUGUGUGAACUUCGACCGAUACAGAGGCUUCAACUCUUCCGACGACCUCGACGUACAAGCCCAGAAACUGGCUCAAAACCGAGAGCUAUACGCCAGCGUCAUCUUCAAACUUCCCGCGGAGCCCUUUAACUCCAGCCUGCCACCUGCAAUUGACUACACCAUCCGCAUGAACAUCGAAAACUCGAUGCGUACCGACCGUGUGCGAAAUCCCUUCUGGGUAAAGGAUGCCUACAUCUCCGCCACUAACACCAUGCGGUACAGCAGAGGCUUUGUGUACCUACAGGAGAGCAUUGAGAGGUCCAUUAUUGAAAUGCAGACACGCAAACCCAUGGACGGGCCCGCGGUACAGAUCCAGGCCUUCCCGUAUCCCUGUUACUACAAAGAUGAAUAUCUAAACAGCAUCGCUUUUGCCUUCCCAAUGGCGCUCAUGAUUUCUUGGGUUCUGUUUGUUGCCAACUUUGUAAAGAAACUCGUCCACGAGAGAGAGCUGCGACUGCAUGAGUACAUGAAAAUGAUGGGCGUCAAUCCCAUGAGCCACUUCUUCGCCUGGUUCAUCGAGAGCGCGGGGUUCCUGCUGGUCACUGUUGUCAUGCUCACCAUCAUUUUGAAAGCCGGCGGGAUCCUCCCUAAAAGCGAUGGCUUUGUGCUCUUCGUCUACUUGUGUGACUACGGCCUCAGCGUCCUCGCCAUCAGCUUCCUGGUCAGCUCCUUCUUCGAUAAGACCAACAUCGCCGGGCUGAGCGGCAGCCUUAUCUACGUCAUCUGCUUCUUUCCCUUCAUCGUGCUGAUUCACCUGGAGGACAACCUCUCGUUCUCUGUGAAGAGCGCUCUGAGUCUCUUUUCUCCGACAUGCUUCAGUUAUGCCAGUCAGUAUAUCUCACGCUAUGAGAAACAGGAGGAAGGCAUCCAGUGGAGCAACAUGUACGUUUCUCCUCUGGCUGGUGACACCUCGUCUUUCGGUUGGCUCUGCUGGCUGCUCCUUAUUGACUCACUGGUGUAUUUCAUCAUCGGUGUUUACAUCCGCAUGGUUUUCCCAGGAAAGUAUGGCAUAGGAUAUCCCUGGUACUUCCCUUUUACGCGCGCCUUCUGGGCAGACGUGUUCAGCUGCUGUAUCAAAUCACCAAAGAAGAUUGGCAGAGGGUUGCUUUUUACUAACAUGAUGCAGGAACACAACAGUAAUGACAAGAGCAAAGGAAAAAGUAACGGCUUAGCUAAUGGAGAAGAAGACUUUUCACAGUUGCCAGUGGGUGUCUCGCUGUACGGCCUCACGAAGACUUAUGACAGCCGGCAUGCGGUAGACAAUCUGAACCUUACUUUCUACCAGGGCCAUGUCACAUCUCUGUUGGGUCACAAUGGUGCUGGAAAAACCACAACAAUGUCACUUCUGACAGGCUUGUUUUCACCUACCUCUGGCACCAUUGAGGUGUAUGGAAUGGAUAUGCAGACGUUUAUAGAUGAUGUGCGUAAGGAGAUGGGCGUAUGCAUGCAGUAUGAUGUCCUUUUUGACCACCUUACCACCAAGGAACACCUGCUGUUAUACGCUCAGAUCAAAAGCCCCCAGUGGACUAAACAUGAAGUGAACGAACAAGUGCGGAAAACCCUAAAGGAAACAGGCAUGUAUGCCCACCGCCAUAAACGUGUCGGCACCCUAUCAGGUGGUAUGAAGAGAAAGCUAUCCAUCUCUAUCGCCUUCAUAGGAGGCUCUCGGCUGGUGGUGCUGGAUGAACCGACCACAGGGGUGGACCCUUGCUCUCGACGAAGCAUCUGGGACAUUGUCCUUCAACAUAAGCAAGAACGCACCAUCAUUCUUUCCACCCAUCACCUGGAUGAAGCUGAAGUUCUGAGCGACCGUAUCGCCUUCCUGGAGCGCGGAGGCUUGAAAUGCUGUGGUUCUCCGUUUUACCUCAAAGACAAGAUGGCUAAAGGCUACAACCUCACUCUUACAAAGAGGGUUCAGUCUCUUGAUUCAAAAGAGAAGUUUGACGGUGAGCAGCUGAAGGAGUUUAUUCAAUCCUACAUGCCUGAGGCACAGCAGAAGGAGGGAGACGUGGGCGAUUUGGUGUACUCCCUCCCGCCGUACAGCCUCCAGAACGCCGCCGCGUACCAAUCCCUGCUCACCAGUCUGGAUCAGAACCUGGACAAGCUUCAGCUGGGCUGCUACGGCAUAUCCGACACCACCCUCGAAGAGGUCUUCCUGCAGUUGACUCACGACGACAUGGAGCCCGAAGUAAGCAGCCUCCACUCCGUGUCCGAGUCUGUGGUGGUAACUGACAUGUUUGCUUCGAGAGACAGUAUUCCAGAUGACCUCAACAGCACGUACCUUGGAGAGAAAGCCAGUCUCACCGGUAGCUCAACUGUGAGCGGUGUGGCCCUGACCGCACAGCGCGUGAUGGCCAUGUUGCUGAAACGCGUCCAUCACUCCAAGAGGGAUUGGAAAGGUCUGUUUUCCCAGGUGCUGCUCCCUGUGUUCUUCGUAAUUGCUGCUAUGGGCCUGGGCUCUAUCAAGAGUGAUCUUCAGCACUUUCCUGAAAUGGAGCUGUCACCUGCUCUGUACCACGUUGAUGAACAAUAUGCUUUUUUCAGCAAUCAGAAUCCCAACAGCAGCAGUCUUGUCGAUAUCAUGAUGUCCUAUCCAGGCAUUGACCACUUCUGCAUGAAAGACCCCAGUAACCCGAUUUGCAUAGACAGGCAUAACACAGAACCCCAGACCUGGAUCUCCAAAGGCAACAGAUCGAAUACGUUCUCCACCUGCAAGUGUAGCAACCAAAUGCAGUCAUGUCCUGCGUCAGGUUACGAUCCACCUCACAUGCGAAAUCCAUCAUCCCAGAUUGUCUUCAACUUGACAGGCAUCACAGUAGAAAACUAUCUGCUGUCCACCGCAAAUGACUUCAUUAGAAACAGAUAUGGGGGCUGGGACUUCGGAAGCCCACUCCCUGUUGAUCUCAAGAUGGAUAUGGUAGACGUACCAAAGAACAGAACUCUUGCAAAGGUUUGGUAUAAUUCAGAAGGCCAUCACACCGCGCCUGCUUACAUCAACAGCCUGAAUAACUUUCUUCUGAGAUCCAGUCUGCCACCUGAAAAACGACAAAAAUACGCUAUCUCAGUAUCCAGCCACCCAUACCCUGGCCAAGUUCAAAGCGAAGAUGUCAUGGUGGGAAGUCUGGUUAGCAUCCUGGUCGCGCUCUGUGUCCUCACCGGCUACUCCAUCAUGACUGCCAGCUUUGUCAUCUAUGAGGUUCAGGAACAUCACUCCGGUUCCAAGAGACUCCAGCAGAUCUCGGGCAUCAGCGAGCCUUUUUACUGGAUCCUCAACUUCUUCUAUGAUAUGACUCUGUACAUGGUUCCUGUGCUCCUCUCAGUGGUUAUGGUGGCAGCGUUUCAGCUCUCCGCCUUCACAGACAGAAACAACCUCGGCGCAGUCACUCUUCUGCUGGUGCUAUUUGGCUUUGCCUCCUUCCCUUGGAUGUACCUGAUGUCUGCCGUAUUCAAGGAUGCAGAGAUGGCCUUCAUCGGCUAUGUUUGCAUCAAUCUCUUCAUCAGUGUCAACACCAUCAUCUCUACUUCCAUUAUUUACUUUCUCGGUCAGCUCAACCCUAAUGAUCUGGGUGUCCAGAAUGUGUACCAAACCAUGAGCAACGUGUUUCUAGUCUUCCCUCAGUUCAGCUUUGGGAAUGGGCUGAUGGAGCUGACACGGCUUGACAUGCAGGUCCAGAUCCUAAAGGGUUACGGGGUGGACGCCUACAAAGACCCCUUCAGCAUGGACGUGCUGGGCUGGAUGUUCAUCUCCUUGUUCCUGCAAGGUUUCAUCUGCUUCACACUCCGCCUCUUGCUUAACAAAUCACUAAUUCGCAAAGUCAGGCGGUUAAUCUGUCCUAAGAAUAAUGUUGUUCAGAGCUACAGCCCCAAUGAUGAUGAAGAUGUGAUAGCCGAACGCCAUCGAGUGGAAAGAGGAGCUGCAAGUGCAGAUAUUCUGCAGCUUAACCAGCUAACUAAAGUCUACCAGCAACUGAAGAAAAGAGUUCCGGCUGUAAAGACUCUGUCUGUGGGAAUCCCAGCUGGAGAGUGCUUUGGAUUGCUGGGAGUCAAUGGUGCAGGAAAGACCACCACCUUCAAGAUGCUGACAGGAGACAUUAGCCCUACCGAUGGCUCAGCAAAGAUCCUUGACAUUGACGGGAGAAUGGUUGACAUCAUAGACUGCAGGAGGGAGGGGAUAAACAUUGGUUACUGCCCCCAGGUGGAUGCUCUCGAUGACCUUCUGACUGGAGAGGAACAUCUCUAUUUCUACUCCCGCAUCAGGGGCAUUUCCAAAAGAGAAAUUGACCGGGUUGUGAACUAUCUGCUGAAAAAGAUGGAGCUGAAUUACCACAGACACAACACAAGUGAGAGCUACAGUUGUGGCACACGUCGAAAACUUUCCACGGCUCUUGCCCUGAUCGGAAACCCACAAAUCCUUCUACUGGAUGAACCCAGCUCUGGAAUGGACCCACGAUCCAAACGUCACCUUUGGAAGAUCAUCCAAGAGCAGGUGAUGGGCAAAUGCGCAGUGGUGCUGACAUCACACAGUAUGGAGGAGUGUGAGGCUCUGUGUACCCGUUUGGCUAUAAUGGUAAAAGGAGAGUUCAGAUGUCUCGGCUCACUGCAGCACAUCAAGAACAGGUUCGGGAAAGGAUUCACGGUUAAAAUGUACUUAGCUGAAGCCUCCUGUGAUGUCGAUAUGAUCAGUAACUUCAUGGAGCAAAAUUUCCCAGGCGUGUGCCUAAAGGACCAUCAUUCCAACAUGGUCGAGUAUCACGUGCCUGUUGCUACUGGUGGCGUGGCCUCCAUCUUUAACCAGCUGGAGUCCAACAAGGCUGUACUGCAAAUCAAACACUUUUCGGUCAGCCAGACCACAUUGGAUGAGGUUUUCAUUGACUUUGCUAUGGGGAAGGCGGACCCGGACACACAGGAACUGACUGAAGGCUCGGACAUUGACAGUUUAGACUCCUACAACGCUUCUGACACAUAAACUACUCGAUUUGCACUCAAUGGCACAAAAUGAACCAUAAAAAAGAAAUUAAUUUAUACAUAUAGGAACUUAUAUAAACUAUGUUAUGUCUUGGUGUCUGAUUUGUAUGAAGGGCAAAAAAAGCAUUUUUAUUUUUGUUUUUAGAUAAUGAAAUCUCCAAAUAUCUUAUGAAUAAUUAUUGAAGAAUCAUAUUUCAUUCAAUUUUAUUUAUUUAGCAGUUUUACAGAAAAGCAAAGAACACCAAAAGCAAGGCAGUUUUGGGAUGGAGUAUUUGAAGUUACAUUAUAUAAAAAACGAAUAAUUAAUAUGAAGGAUUUGUUACUUCUUUUUUGCUCUUCCAAACAUUCUUGUUUCAAAUGAAUAGACAUGCUAUGAAAGUAUUUUUCAUUAUGGCAAUAAAUUAUUCUCUUUAUAGAAACCAUACAUUUGUAUCACCUUUAAAUAAAAUAGGCCAAGCUAUAUGCAGAAACUCGACAUUAUUUGUUUACAUGCUGUAGAAGCAUUACCUGCUAUAAGGUAAAUGAGUAGCAGUAGUAACCUAAUUUAAAAAAAAUCUUCCUAGCUCUUCUUAAUUUUCUUACUUUAAUAAUUUAAAUGAACAACCAAAAUGUGUUACACAACGCUGGAAUGAAAUAUGUAUGCAGUGAGUGAAGAUUUUAUUCUUAAAUUGCUGGCUACAUUAACGCUGAACUUCUUUAGGGGGUUCAUAUAAAUCACAAUGACCUUUUUGGUUCCGAGAUAUAAAAUGAUUUUCAAUAUCUGCACAUCUUGACUCUCAUUAAUAGCUUCUCUGAAGGCACAUCUCCUGAGUGUGAAUGUACUGAAUAUUUCAUUGGCUCUUCUGUCUGCUUCAAGGCACGGUGCCUCUUUUAAAAAUGUACCAUGCUUAUUUUUACAUUAAAGCUAUUUUUCAAAUGCA
This is a messenger RNA of Paramisgurnus dabryanus, 19451 nucleotides long. It is a transcript of the gene abca12, whose product is annotated as ATP-binding cassette, sub-family A (ABC1), member 12. Gene Ontology annotation, molecular function: ATP hydrolysis activity; lipid carrier activity; ATP binding. Gene Ontology annotation, cellular component: membrane; intracellular membrane-bounded organelle. Gene Ontology annotation, biological process: transmembrane transport; lipid transport. Lineage: Eukaryota; Metazoa; Chordata; Actinopteri; Cypriniformes; Cobitidae. The record is from RefSeq and is a predicted model, not a curated record.